AGACUCAAACCAAAACAUUCCAAGGAAGUACCCGAGCAAUCGAACUUUUGCCUUCGCGAGGCUUCGACACCAUGUCCGCGACUAAUCUGCUGGGAGAAAAGACAUCCAGUGCUUCAGAAAACAUUUCGUUCCGUGGUAAUGCCAACGAGGAGACGGUAUGGAUGGAUCGCCUGGAAGAUUGCAAUCGCAGGAUACGGAAGUUAAAGGCAACUCUGAAUCUCGCUCUGGCUGUUCAAGCGAAGAAAUGGGACUCUUUCGUGCUCAAGCCCCUCGAAAUCCGGCAAUCCAUGAGGCAAACGCCUCCCGUGAAGAAACCGAACGUGUGUUCGAGUACCCCGAUAUCACUCGCAACCAAACCGUUGACGCUCCCAGACGCCGCGGCUCCCCUUGACAGUGCGAUCUCCCUGGGCAAUCCGCCGAACAGACUCAAACUGUGCGACAUCUAUAAUUCGACCGAGACUGACCGAGCGGAAGAGUGGCACUACGAUUUGGACGCUAUCGUUGAGACGAACGGAGAGCAGAAUGAUGAACCCGCUGAUGGUUUCGGUUUUCGAUCAUUUGAGCAAUUGGAUCCGAACGCAUUCAGAGAGGCGAUUGGAUGCGAUAAGAUGAUUCCAGAAACGAAGUCCUGUCCCUGA
Molecule: messenger RNA, 638 nt
Organism: Galendromus occidentalis (western predatory mite)
Lineage: Eukaryota; Metazoa; Arthropoda; Arachnida; Mesostigmata; Phytoseiidae
Exons: 4
Coding region: 72-638 (188 amino acids)
Source: RefSeq, a predicted model, not a curated record